GCGGCCCGCGGAGCCCCUCGCCUCGCAGCCAUGGCCCUUGUCCCUCGCCUCAUUCGCCGCUUCCGAGCCCUCGCCGCGGAGCUCCCAUUGCGUCGCAGUGCGCAUUCCGGUCUCAAUCACGCUCUCGCGCCCUACUUCUUUUGUUUUUUUAUUUAUUGCGCGCUCCUCUUCGUUUUGCUUCUCUAGGUGAAUCUCUUCUCCAUCGCUGCGUUGUAGCAGCAGAGAUUUCUCUUUUCUCUUUCCUACUCUUUGUCGACGCUUGAGCAGUUCCAGCCUCCGCCGGAAGCGUAUCGUGAUUGAGGUUGAUUUGGUAGCUUCUGCCUCGUCGGUUAAGGAAUAGUGCAUUUUUGAGUGUGCCUGUUCAUUGGGCACCUGCGCUCUUAAAUCGUUGAAAGUGUUUCCAAAUCGUCCCGUACAAUUUAUUCUUUUGGAGUGUCUUGAGUGGAUAUAGUAACCAAAAUGCGCAGGCUUCUUUGCUACCGAGCUUGUUCAAUUGAGGCUUUUGAGGGAGCUUUGAGAGAGCCAUGGGGGAACUUGGCAACUGGUGCACCUACGCACGACAUUGAAUUGGUUGCAGGGAUAUCACGUCAACUUGUUGUUUAGAUAGGUUAUUGUGCGGCGAGAAAAAGCAUGCACAUUGCUUGCCUUCCAUCAUUCAUUGUGGUUCAACAUUGAUACAAGCAGUGCUUAUCAUGGGGUUAACCGACGUUGAUGGUGGUUACGGGGGUUUAUAUGAUUCUAGCGACGUGUUUGGGGAUGAUACUUUUGCAGACAUUCACAAUUUGGACCACUGCAUUAAGUAUCUCAACCAGUCUUUAGUUACAUUUGGCUUUCCAUCAGGACUAGAUCUUUACUCCAGUGAACCAUCUUCAAUCGUGCGAACAUGCAACUGCAUAUAUGCCAUGAUUCAGCAGCGACAGCGGGACAUCGAAUAUCGUGAAGCAGCCAAUGACUCGAGGCAAAGGCUAAUGUCAGAUAUGUCCCGGCUUGAAGCUAAGGUGGAAAGGCUUACUGAUCAGCUGGCAAGUAAAGAACGUGAAUUGCAAGCAAUCACAAGCAAGGAGCAAAAAGCGGCAGCUACUAGCAGAGCUCAAAUUGAGAAGCUCCAGCAUGAGAAAGAUGAGUUUCAAAGGAUGGUGAUUAGUACACAGCAAGUUAAAGCUCAGCAGAUGCAUGAACUGAAGAAGAAAGAGAAAGAGUAUAUCAAGUUGCAGGAACGGUUGAAUCAAGUAUUAAUCGAAAAGAAGAAAGAUUCUAAGAAUGGUAUUGAGAUCAUGAAUUUAUUACAGAAAGAGGGCAGGCAACGGGGGACUUGGAACACCAAGAAAGCAGAUGGUGAUUUCUAUAAGAUGAUAGUGGAUGCUUAUGAAACAAAGAAGCAAGAUCUUGUGGCUGAAAAUUUGGAAUUGCGGGGUUUGCUUCGAUCUAUGCAGGAUGACAUGCGUGAUUUUUUGAACACCCCGAGUGGGCUGAUUAGACCUGGCACUGGAGUAAGCUCUCACGAACAUGAACCACCUGCCACACCCCUGGGAGGCCGAACGGAUGUAUUCGACCUACCUUUUCAUAUGGCGAGAGAUCAGAUUGGAGAAAGCUUACGUGCUAAAAUGUCUACCAUUAAAGAACGAAUGAUGCAGCUGCAAGAAAGUCAAAAGUUACUUGAUGCAGGAAGAGAAACUAGUGAGCGCGAGCAAGCUCUUGAGGCGCAGCUUCUAGAGGCCCGCAGCAUUAUUUCUGAACAGGCUAGUCUAAUGAACAAACACAUGUCGGAGGAGGAUGACAGCAGGUACAAUGGUUUUGUGCUUGUUCCUGAAAGUCACGUCAUUGCAAAGUUAAUGGAGUCGGAAAAUAAAGCAAGUACUGCACAGGGCGAAGAGGAGCGAAUAUCAAAGAUAAAGACAUUUGACGGGACAAUUUUAUCCAAGACCAACUGUGUAGAGUAUAAUAACAUCACAGUAAUCACUAAUGAUGAUGUAAGGGUUAGGGAUGCCUAUUUUCUUCAUCGGAGGACACUUCCAAAUGGAGGUCUUAGAGCCCAUCCUGAUCGAUUGUGCGCAGACCAAGAGUGGAGAGUAUGGGAGCAUUAGAGUAGUCACUAAUGAUAAUUUAAGCGUUAGGGAUGCCUAUUUUCUUCAUCGGAGGACACUUCCAAAUAGAGGUAUUCGAGCCCAUCGGGUACCACUUGUGCCCACGGGAUACCAGUAGCAUCACUGGUAUUGACCGAUGUCUCCACGGCUCGUGAAGACUUGUUGCGAUCUAACAAACAGUUCUUAUUUUGGAUCUACUAAGGGUGAGUAUAAUUGGGUCGCGGCUGUGAGGAAACUGUUACUCCUUUUUCCGAAGAUGACGAUUCUACGAACACAAUGGUACAUUUAUGUCAAUGACCUGUGAAGGGUAUGUAAAUUUAGAACUAUGUAGACUGGGUAUUAUUUGGAGCGCGUCGAGGAGCGAUUGUGAUACAACCGCUAAGAAGUUCCUCACCCGGUCCUUUGCAUCAUCAAAGUCUUGGUUUGAUAUUAUUCUCCAGUUCAUACAAGAAUCUGGUAUCGUCUUUCUUUA
Messenger RNA from Physcomitrium patens, 2556 nucleotides. The record is from RefSeq and is a predicted model, not a curated record. NCBI's taxonomy places the organism in Eukaryota, Viridiplantae, Streptophyta, Bryopsida, Funariales, Funariaceae.